ACAGUACUGGAAAUGCCGCAAAUGUGUUAGACGACAGUGGGUAGAGUCGCUGCUUACCCCAGUUCACGGGAACUGGAUCAUACGGGAUGACAAACGCGUGACGGUAUAAUAAACUGGGAAGAGAAUCAGACAGCAUCCUCGCAUUCUGGACGGGAGAAAUCGUGAAUCCAGCAACGGUGCAUCGGCACAGUUUUAUUUUCUGUUGCUCUGCUCUCACGUCGGACUGAAGGAAGGAGAGCAGCUAGCUAGCUAAUGCGUCAGGGGUGAUGACACGUUUACUUGCCUGCUGGGAUGUGCAUAUGAAAGCAACAGACCAGGCUGUUUUUAUUAUGUAUGGUUAUGUUAUUCAGGCAUCAGAUUUUAAGCGACAGUAGCAGUGUCGCGAAAAAUUCCACUAGUCGUAGAAUUGUAGCCGAUGUGGUUCCUCGCUUCAGCUGUGAUCACAAUACAGAGGAGGAGCACUGACGUCCCUCGGCGAGGAAGUGGGAUGUGGCGAGCCUGUAUUUUGUGUUGCCGUUUAAAAUGUGAAAGCAUUUCAACAAAUGUUCGCGGACCUCGCUACGCAUAGACUGAAGUGGUCCUAUAUUAUGGUAGCCUGAUACACUACUAAGAUGACGAGUUAUUUCAGUCUUCACCGGAAUUGCGCCGUGGGGCCACGAUGGCUUGCAAUAUAAAACCAAUAUGUGAAAUUUAAUUAAGCUAUGUAGCUACCUGGCUAUUAUUUUAAUAUUUAAACGAGCCAUUAACUCUAAUGUCAACUGUUAAAAUGUCAACUCAACAUAAAAUAAUGGACUCAUCUCUAGCACUGGGGAAAUUGGAAAUAAAUAGUACUGGAAGUCUGGAUAUAAGUCACUCCGUAACGAAGAAGGGAAAGACCGUACAGGAUGGACCUCAGACUCACCUGAAUGGCUGCGUGCCACUGUCCCAUCAAGUGGCUGGUCACAAGUACGGCGUGGAUAAAGUCGGUAUUCUGCAGCAUCCAGAUGGCACGGUCCUGAAGCAGCUACAGCCUCCACCUCGAGGCCCAAGGGAAAUGCAGUUCUACAGCCAGGUCUACGCCGAAGACUGCAGCGACCCAGUUCUCCUGGAGCUUCAGCAAUACGUGCCAAAAUACUUUGGGGCCUGGUCCUCACCUGACACGCCCGCCGAGCUGUACCUGAAGCUGGAAGACGUGACUCGAAAGUUCCGGAAGCCCUGCAUCAUGGACGUGAAGAUCGGGCAGAGGAGCUACGACCCCUUCGCCUCGCAGGAAAAGAGGGAGCAGCAGAUUAAGAAGUACCCCCUGAUGGAGGAGAUGGGGUUCCUGGUCCUGGGCAUGCGGAUAUACAAAGUGAACUCGGACAGCUAUGAGACUCACGACCAGCAUUAUGGAAGAGGCCUGGUGAAGGAAACCAUCAAAGACGGCGUGUCCAAGUUCUUCUAUAACGGGAACAGCCUGAGAAACGAUGCAGUCAGCGCCAGCAUCAAAAAAGUGGAGAAGAUCCUUCAGUGGUUCGAAGGUCAGAGCCAGUUACAUUUUUAUGCAAGCUCCCUGCUGUUCGUGUAUGAGGGCUCUCCCCAGGAGGGGGGCCCCAAGAUGGCCGCCAGCAGUCCGCCGGGGGAGACCCCGCCCCCCAAAGCACGGGUGCCAAAUGACAGAGUCGUAGAGUACAACAACAACAUCCACAUGAUAGGCCCCGGGGACAACAGGCUCCUGCUGGGGCCCCUGGGGCACGGCCUGUCCGACAUGUACGCCCUGCACCGGCGAGGGUGCGGCCAGGGUCGCCACGGCGACGCCCCCGACGACGUCCGCAAUGCCCAGCGGGACGAACUGUGGAAGCUGAUUACCCAGGACGGCCUGGAGCAGCCCAAUGGCAACGCCAUCCGAGCCCAACAGGAAGAGGAGGGCGAGGGACGUCGGGGGCCGGACCUGGCUGGCGACGUGGAGGUCCGAAUGAUCGACUUCGCCCAUGUCUUCCCCGGCCACACCCAGGACGAAGGCUAUAUCUACGGCCUUAAGAACCUGCUGUUGGUGCUUCAGCAGAUCCUUAGUGAAUAAGUCCCCUCGUGCUGUGGUUCAUUGUCAGUUCUCUUUACACACUUCUUAUUAACUCGGGCUAAUAGGGUAAUGGAAGUGUAGCAUCACCCAUGCAAGGAAAUCUGCACUAUCAAUCGAGUAACUUCUUUGUAGGUAUUUGUGUAUUAAAUGUGCUUGUUUUGUACCGUUAGGAAAUGUUUAUAACUGUCUUACUCAGGUAAAUUAAUCAACAUUCACAUAUUAAUCUUUGCAAAAGCGAAAAUUGGUGCAGUUCGAUUCUGGACAUCUGGAUGUUUUCUAAUGUCGUUCUUCUCACACCCUCGUUCGUGUCGAAGGCCUGCGCCACAAGUCGCAGUAAACUGCGCUGGAGUACAACUGGACGCUGUGCUUCCCGUACGCAGUCUCCAUUUUGGAAAAUGAACCCAGGCAAACUAAUGAAACUACUGAUUUUUUUUUUCUAAUUUAUAUUUUUUAGAUGUAUAUUUCUGUUUGGAACAACCAAAUAAUCGUCGAGCAUAGGGAAAAAAUUAUAGCGAUCAAUAUUUCAUAUAGGUAUAUUUGCUGCCAAAUUGCUUCGCCUGUUCCUUGGUCAAUCUUUUUAACACCGGGAUCCAAAUUAUUUAAUUUUAAUUGAUGUUAUUAGUUUAGCUUAUUUAUAUGGUGUUGCUGUGGUUUUAGUGUCACCUGAUGCAAUAUGCUGCUUUUACUUGAGUACAGAGUAGGAACAAAACCUAAAACAAACUAUACUACAGUAUCGGAGGCUUUCUUCUGUCAUAUAACUUAUAGUGUAAGAAGGAAAUGGCCUCUGUUAGCCUCAGUGACCAAAGGAAACUGAAGCCUUGUAGAUAAUGUGGCGUUUUAAGAUCUACGGUUCUCUUCCCAUCAGCCUGUAAUCAUCAUUUGAGGGCGAGCUGACGCCUCAUUGGACGGCCCAGUGCCCCCCCCCCCCAGGUGUACUCCACAUCGAUCGGACGUGACACGCACUGCGAACGGGUCGAAAUGCAUGACUUAACUGUGACUUUUUGAAUUUGUUCUUGGGCAUCGUUUGUGGUCGUCUGCGACGACAAGUCAAAAUUCAGGCAUUGUAGAGAUUUUAAUGCGUGAGACGAGCUGACAUUUGCAUCGUCGUCUGAAUUGUGAGGUGAGCUUGUCUGUAAGGCAGAGCAGCAUUGCGCAUGUAUUCAAAGACCCCAGAAACUUCCAUUAAGGUUUUAUAUGUCACUUAAUGCACCUAUUUUAGUCCUCCUAGCAAUCAAAUUAAGAUGUGGAAAUCUAAACCUGUUUUACCAUGUCACUUGAUUAUACAUCUUAGAAUAAUCAAGAACUAACAAGUCCUAUAAGAUUUUUUUUUAUGUAUACAUGUGUUGCUAUGAAUUUCUGAUGAUGCAGCUCCUUAGAUGAUUGGUGAAAUUACCAGGGGAAGUCUAAUCAAAAAGUGGCAUUAAAUGAAAUACCUAUAUAUUCAGGGCUUAAUGCUUAUCCAAAUAUUAUCCAGAUUCAAUUAUUUAAUUUGACCUAUUAUCAUUCUUCUGUUGACUUUGUUAUUGAUAUGCAGGAAAUUGAAUUUGGAAGAAUUUCUAUGAUUGUGGUCAUACUCCUAAAUCACUGCCUUAUUUCCUUUUUUGGUUAAUGUCAUUUCUGGGCUUACUCCAUUAACUUUUUUAUACAUUUCCUGUUUCCUUUCAGAGAUCUGUUAUAUGUAAGACUAGCAACGAAUGAUGAUACUAAUAAUAACAUGCAAAGUGUAAAAACUGGAUGACAUGCAUUAAGUAAAUGAGGGAUGGAAUGUUAAUAGCUUGUCAAAAACUUUGCAUGCAGCUCCCAGUUAGAAAGUUUAUAUUUUCAUUACAUUUAAUUUCUUUUAGAAUAUUUCAUUCAGUGGGUGUCCAAGUAGUGUGCACCCAUUGAUUUCAUUUUGUGUGUAAUGUUUCUUGCCCAUCCAAUAUUUGAAUAUGAAAGACUAGUUUUAUUAUUUUGCUUUAUGUUGUAUCUCAAGGCAUAGCUGUGAGUUCAGGCCAAAAUAAUAAUUAAUAAUAAUUCAUAACCAGCACAGUUAAUGUAUCUUACUCAGACUGUAAGAAUAUAUAUUCUUCUAAAUACUGGAAUAUAUAUUCUUCUAAAAAGUGAAUCAGUAGGUUAAAUUUAGCAGAAAGGAUGUUGCAUCAUCAAUGGGCAAAGAGAGCCAGGGUACUACUAGUGUACUGCACAACUUCAGUCUAUGCUUGAAACUAUGCUGAAGCUCAGUCAUGCUCAGACUAUAACAAUACUGUACAUAAGUAGGAGGUCAUUUGUCGUAGCUGCUCUCACACAAUGCAGCUUUCUGUAGAAAUGUUGAUCCAGUUGAAAGUCUCGUUUACAUUCCAUAUAUAUAUUUUGCUGGCUUAAAAUAUGUUUAUGUAGUGAAUACUCACGUGCAGGAAAAUAACCUUUAUGAAGCAAUUAAUUGUUGCCGUGUGUUCCUCUAUGAAUUUUUUAUUUGUUGUGUAAUGCACUGAAGCAAGUUAAUACUCAGUUUAAAAUUCUGUCCUUUUGCUGUGAACUAGCCAGUGGCUUUUCCCUUUGAGGUCCAGUUUUAUUUGUUGCAGCAGCUGACAAAGUUGUUUCUUUUUUCUCACUGAACCGGACUGAAAGUGACAAACGCAGCAAGCAGUGCACUAAGGCACUUUAGAGGUAUGGGACUAGACUGGAUUAUGUCCAAUGAACUGAGCCAAUCAGGGCUCAGUAAUAAUCCCUUCAAUACCCACCCCUUCCCCCCACCCACCCUCUAUACUGGAAAGUUAACCAUACUCCUUGAGCAAAAAUAACUAAUAUAUUAACUCUGUCUGAGACUCAUUUAUUUAUUACUCAGUGAUAUUUUCCAGACAUUUCAUGCCAUAGUUGUCAGAGAACUUAAUUUGCAAUCAGAAAAUUGCAGGUUUAAAUUCAAAGUAGGGCACUGGUGUCAAACCUAUUAGAAUGGCAUUCAAUCUGAAUUGUUUCAGCAAAUGUGUCCAGCUGCAUAAAUGCACGAUAUUUGACGUGAGACACUGGAUCUGGGUGUCUGCUACAUGUAUAAUAAUGGUGAUUUUAUUUUAUUUUUUUAAAGGCCUAUGAUUUAUUUGGGCCUGCUUGAAAUAUGUUCUGGAAUAUGCAAGGAGAGCAUAGAAAUGGACAUCUCUAACCUAGACAUGUGACUAGUGAAGACGACAGCAUUGAAGGGGAAGACAUGGCCCACAAAGUUAAACCAGGGUAGUGCACUGCUCCAAACUUUUUUCAUUUUGUCUGUACUCAGUGACCAAUGAUAUUUUAAUUAUUCAGCAGUCACUUCUGAUUUUGGGUAGUGAUAUUAUUGGCUUUUAGGUUGAGUUAACCACAAAUUCCCAGUGUUCAAAUGCAUUGACUAGGUAACAAACGAUUUUUAGUUUGUGAAUUAUUUGAGUGAUUAUUAAAUAGUUUAUCUCCUGAGGGGCCGUUUGUGUCACAUAAUUUUAAGCAGCGUGAUGUAACAUUUGUUUAGUUUUACCUCAGCUUGUCAGUUUUAAUGGACACCCAUUGCAAGGUUGUCAGUCUUCCAUGGCUGGUGCUAGGUCAGAGAUGUCCCCCUGUCCUGGAAUAUGCAGACUGGAAUAUGCCCCUAUCUGAACGCUUUCUGUGUGACCUCACCAUCCUUUCUGUUUGCUCUGCUCUGAGUCCUGCCUUUGGUUUCUUAUGUAUACAGGGGGAAGUGGUUUUAUGUUUUCUCUCUCUCUCUCUCUCUCUCUCUCUCUCUCUCUCUUACUCUUGUUCUCUGAUUUGAUCAUAUUACAAAUUACCGAACAUUACAAAGAGACAAAUUACCUACUUUUGUAAAUGAAUUAUAUAUAAUAUUUAGAUAAAGACAUUAAUGGCUGUAUAUUUGGCAAAUAUUAAUUACUAAUAAAAAUGUAUUCCCAGUCA
Molecule: messenger RNA, 5932 nt
Organism: Anguilla rostrata (American eel)
Lineage: Eukaryota; Metazoa; Chordata; Actinopteri; Anguilliformes; Anguillidae
Gene: ipmkb
Product: inositol polyphosphate multikinase b
Exons: 6
Coding region: 752-2038 (428 amino acids)
Biological process (GO): inositol phosphate biosynthetic process
Cellular component (GO): nucleus; cytoplasm
Molecular function (GO): inositol-1,4,5-trisphosphate 3-kinase activity; inositol tetrakisphosphate kinase activity
Source: RefSeq, a predicted model, not a curated record